AAUCCAGACGCCGCCUACGACCGGGCACACAUCUUCUGCGCCUCUUCUAGGAAGGGCAGCGGGAUACGCCGGUCCUUACCCCUACGGAGAUGGAACAACAUCAAGCGAGACAGAUGAGUCCUGGAAAAUCGGAUACGUCAACGACCAGCCAGUGACAUCGAACUCAUAUUUGUCUUCAAUCAGCGCUGAGGAAAUUAACAUGGCAUCAGCUUACGAAAAAUCUCAGGAAAACCCGUGGAUGGCUCCUUACAACUACAUGCGGCGCAGCUUCGGUGGCAGCGACACCAUCGCUACCGUUGUGAUAAUAUUAGGUGUCGCUGCUUGUGUACUGUCUCUUUACGGUAUGUACAACAGGAACAGAUACCGGAGCUCCAAUGAAGACGAUGUCGAUGAAGUAGCUGUUUUACACGGACCCUGGGCUAUCAACCGUAGUACAGAGUCACAUCGACCGCUCAAUGCCGGAUUCAAGUUAUGCAAGACGAACGACUGCAAAUGGGAGAGUCGUCACUUGGUUCACCUGUCGCACCCUUCUCAAAGUGCAUGCAAUAACUUUUACGAUUUCGUGUGCUCUGUUCGAUGGCGGGAACCAGCUCGGAAAGACGCGGCGUCCACAAAUGACUUUGUCAUCGAAGACGUUCAGGACAUCGUCUGGGAGUACAUUAAGAGUGGAAGAGCCGACGGUGAACAGGCUGUUUCAGGAGUGGUGGAUCUUUGGAAAGGCUGCAUGGAUCAUCAAGCCAUUGGGAAUCUUGGAACCGGACCAUUCAAGGCCACGCUCAGCAAGCUAGGCCUGGCCAGUUGGCCACUCGAUUCGUCAGCUCCCGUGACGUCGUCAGACAUAUGGAGGAUAUCUGGUUUGGCGGUGCGCCUCCUUGGGUUGCACACGCUAUUCAACAUAAAAGUAGAGCGAGACAAACGCCCUUCGCUCGUGAUAACACUGGGCCGCACAGCGACAUCACUUUCCAUUCGGGAUUUUCAGGAUAAUCGUACGGUCACUAAAUUCCUGGCCAGAGUAGCAAGGACCAUGCGCUUCAUAAAGCCGGACGACAAUACGACUGACAUUGCGGCCAUCGAGGUGCUGAACGUGGUUCUCCGGCUGGCUAACUUGAACUCCGCGCGCAAAGACGAAGCCACCUACGGCUCCAAGUCAACUUUCUUCGUGUACCUCAACACCUCACUCGUGGGGCUCGUGGAUGUUUCCAGAAGCAAUGUUUUUCUGAUGCUCCAGUCUCCCAAAUAUGCUCAGGGGUUACUGCAAGUGAUGAGCGUCGUGCCAUUCCGUGUUAUGCUCAACUAUAUUGGCUAUCGUGUCAUCGAUGAUCUCUGGAUAUUUUCGCCUGAAGAUGUAGGCGAGGUGAUUACUCCCGGUCGAAGCCGAGAACGCAACUGUCUGGUAAUGGCCGAGAGAGCCCUGGACUCGCAGAUGCUGCAGCUAGGCUACAUGGCUCUCAAGACAAAGCUAAACUUUACCAAUCUUGCGAGGCUAACAAAAGACACAAAACGGCGUCUUGUAGAAACAGUGGAGCACUUAUCUUGGAUGGAUCGGCAGAUGAAGAAGACUGUAGUUGAGAAACUGACAGCUAUUGAAGUGACACUCUUUUUCCCGGACUGGAUUAAGAAAAGCUCGAUCCACUUCCGUCCCGUUGAAAUUAAUCGAACGCAGGUUCUCGUGUCAUACCAGGACCUCAUGGCACAAACGUAUGCACAACACAUUGCCUCGCAAACAGGGGCCGCGAUAAGUAGUUCAUUUACUGGACGUUUAUCCGAUAUCAAGUGUUCCUACGACCCAGAGAGCGGCGCGUUGUACAUUCCGGUGUCUGCAGCGAACAUCACAAAGACACCCGUGUCUCCUUACGUCGCGCUUCUGCAAGUACCUCGAAUAGGUGUUCGUCUGGCUCAUUGCCUCCUCGAGGCAGCGCUCGGAACGUCAGACCAGCAUACCUAUCCGUGGACCCCGCUUUCCAGGUCAAGGUACAAAGUAGUCCGCCAGUGCUUCAACGAAAGGUAUUCUGCGGUCAUGGACCCUUUAGAAAAGCAAAUCGUCUACGAACUGCCAGACGUUGUGAAUCGGAACAUCUACGAGCACGUUGCUGUCAGCAUGGCACACCUGGAGUUUCGCGAGGGAGUCCGGCGCCUGAGCAAUAACUACUCCGACUACAGACUCGCCGCGGCACAGCACUGGUCGUCAGAUCAGCUGUUUUUUGUCUACUACGCCGAGUCACUUUGUGAGAAAUACAACGAAGAAUGGACCUUCCGGCAGUUUCUGCGGCGAAAAGAGAGCCCCAUGGCCCAGCGCGUAAACCUGGCCCUGUCACACGAUGCGACCUUUCACAGGGCCUUUGGUUGUAGGAGAGGUCUGGGAAUGCGUCCUGUCCGAAGCUGCAGUUUCUGGUGAAAAGUGCGCACGGACUGAAGCCUCGUUGUGUCUUUCUUCUCGCGAGACACGACGGCAAAGAGCAAGUUGGAACUCCCGGCCCUUAAAUCUAUCUUCAGAAAACUGAAAUGCCAAGGAGGGAGAAGGAAACAAUACAUGAUUAUACAUGACGAACAACGCCGCCUGCUCUCCUUAACAAAGCCGUCACUAAGACACUGCCUUCGUAUAGUGAAUACCUGCUCAAGCUACGCCAUUGACGCCUUUUUUUUUUCUUGCAAUAAGCUGGUUUAAAAACGCUCCCAUUCUGGUGGUUGAAAAUUGUUAGUGUGGACUUUACAAAUGUCGCGGGGACGGGAUCUUGAAGCUGACUGUCGAAGCAUCGUACGCAUCAUUAUCAGACGUAUCCUGACUUCAGAGCUCUACAAGAAGCAUCCUGACAUAAGAAUGGGACGUAAAAGCAGUUGACCCGGAUAAAAGUAACGUAAUAUGGCUUUCGAGAGCGUAAAGAAUGGUAGCGUUUAGUGUUCGUUUGAUUGUUCUAUGUAUGCCCAAUAAAGUUCCAUCGC
Ixodes scapularis (black-legged tick) is the source of this 2940-nucleotide messenger RNA. RefSeq names its product neprilysin-1-like. NCBI's taxonomy places the organism in Eukaryota, Metazoa, Arthropoda, Arachnida, Ixodida, Ixodidae. The coding region runs from base 200 to 2395 and encodes 731 amino acids. The transcript has a single exon. Gene Ontology annotation, biological process: protein processing. Gene Ontology annotation, cellular component: plasma membrane. The record is from RefSeq and is a predicted model, not a curated record. Gene Ontology annotation, molecular function: metalloendopeptidase activity.